GUUUUCAAUUUUUCAAAAUUGGAUUGUUUUUUUUUUAGUUAACUGAUAUCAUGUGAUAGUACUGACGAUUGUCUUUGAGGAGAUAGAACUAUAUUUAGGAUCAGGAUCAAUAUAUAAAAUAAACAUGAAUAGACCAAAGAGGAAACGAAAACCUACAUAUAAACUUAUACAAAGUGAUGAAUCAGCACUGUUAGAUAACGAAGCAGAUAAACAAACAGAAGAUCGGAACCUAAGUCCACCGCAAAUUAAACCCCUAACUAACUCCAGGAAAAACACUGUUGCUGCUUUCACAAGGUCACUAUCGACUGAUGGUGCUGAUGUUACCCAAGGGAAUCAUUCUGCAGAUGAUGAAGGCAUACAACUUGGAAAUAUUAUUGCAGACUUCCUGCCAAACCCUAAGAAACUGUUCAACUGGCCAUCAGAGGAGGAAGGUAACUUCUCAUUAUGCAUCAAUAUAUGUUUGUUCUGCAAAGGAGGUUUCCUUUUGGAAGAAGACCUCGCUCAGCACAAGUGCCACAAGAGGUUUGGAGAUCCCAGUAGUCAUUGUCACAAUGACGAUGACAAUAACGAAUCACAGAAUAGUAACACAACUGUUAAACAAGUUUAUAUGGAUACAGAUUCUGAAUUCAUUGCUGAAGCUACAGACACGUUAGAUUUAGCACAUCCAGUUGAACCAAAGGAGUCAGAUAAACUUGAAACUGAUGAAACAAUGAUGACAGUAUCUUCAGUAGGUGAAUCAAUAGAGAAGCAAGGUAGUAACAUUGAUGAGAGCGUAACACAGAAUGAUACAAAAAAUGCAGCAACAAAUGAUGCUCAUGAAAAUUUUCCUGUGGAUAAUGAGGAUGUAAUGGACAUACCUGCUGUUAGUGAUAAAAACAGCAUGUCUACAGAAUUAAAUGAAAAUGUUCAAACUGAAAAAAGAGAUGAUGUUAGUGACAUUGACUCAUCAGUUGCAGAUCAAACUGAUGAUUCUAAAAACCAAAAUUCCUCACCUAAUAAGGACUCUUGUAUUUUACCUCAGAGUAAAGCUAAACAUGUGAAAAUAACUGGAAUUUUGGUCAGAUCUCAAAGUAAACAAACUAAAACUAAAAAGUAUAUGACACGAUUGGAGAAGCAACAGAAAUAUUAUCUGGAAAGGUUUCCAGACAAAUACAAACUAAUAAAAAAUGAUGAAGGUAUAGAUGAAUAUCAAUGUUUAAUAUGUGGCAGAACCUUUAAAGCAGCUACUAACAUGCAAAACACUCUAGGGCAACAUUUAUAUGCUCAUGAAAUUGGAAAAUUAAAAUGUAAGAUAUGUGGUUUUGAAGCAAAGAAUCCUCAAAAUUAUAAAUAUCAUCAAGAUCUUCAUAGAAGUAAGGAUGAUCCUUAUGUUUGUGAGACAUGUGGAGCUAAGUUCCAAGUGAGGUUUAACUUGCAGCAACAUAUUACCAAUGUUCACAAGUCUAAGCCUAUGUGUCAACAUUGUGGGGAGGCAUUCCAAUCCCAUAAGCCCCUGAAGGAACACAUUGAGCUGGUACACAAUGGAGAGGGGCUGUUACGCUGCUCUCUGUGUAAUGAGAAGUACACAACAAAGCUACAUCUUAGACAUCACAAGACCCACAUCCAUAAUGCUGGUCCCUCAGUGUGCAUCCACUGUGGUAAGACACUGUCCACCCCACGCAACAUGAGACAACAUGUUGAACGUGUACAUCAUCAAAUCAAGAAAUUUGCAUGUGACCAGUGCAGCUUUACGUCAUAUCAAAAACAACAGCUGACACGUCAUCUUAUGACGCAUUCAGAUGAGAGACCAUUUCAAUGUGAGCUGUGUAGUUGGUCUGGUAUUAAACGUCAUUCCUGGAUGAAGCAUAUGAAUUCUCACAGUGACAUACCUUGCUAUAAAUGCUCUCUUUGUGAGUUCACUGCCAUUACAAAGACUGAAGUACAGGAGCACCAGAGGACCCAUGUACCCCAACUGGACCAACAGAUGUAUAUAUCAUGUGGUUGCUGUAAUGCUCUAUUAAAGACUGAGGAAGAAAUGAAGGAACAUUAUAUCACUGAACAUGAUGCUGUCUUACUCACAUCUGUGAAUGAAGAUGGGGUUGUUAGUAUAGAACUGGGUACCAAAGAUGUAGAUAUGGAACAGGGGGAAGCCGUGAAUGCACUUGUAGAACAGGGGAAUGUGGAAACUGAAAUCAUACAUGGUGACCCUGCUGGGAAUACAUGGUGACCCAGAUUGAAAUACAUGGUGAUUCAGAUUGAAAUACAUGGUGACCCAGAUUGAAAUACAUGGUGACCCUG
Molecule: messenger RNA, 2277 nt
Organism: Owenia fusiformis
Lineage: Eukaryota; Metazoa; Annelida; Polychaeta; Sabellida; Oweniidae
Source: the annotation of a GenBank genome assembly